UUUCUAAAUUAUGUACAUUUCACCCAGUAUGUCUAUUGUUUAACAGUUUAUUUGUUCUUGUUUGGUCUUCUGACAGGUUUUUUUGGAACCUUUGUUUGUUCAACUUAUAUGCACCAUCCCUUCCACUUUAGAAUUAUAUUUAUUUUCCCAACAAUUCAUUCUUCCUCUUUUGGUUAUUAUUACUUUGGUUUUUCAGUGUGCCCAAAAGGUACUCCAUUUCAUUUUCCUGACGUUAUGCAAUACACUGUGGUUUGGUUUAAGCUGGACAUCCCUGACAUCGAAGUCGCUGAAAUUCCUGAAUGUAUGCGACGACACCUGUUCGAGCAUACCAGCCAGUAUGCUCGCCUUUUGUAUGGAGCCACAUCAUGGACUGUCAAAGUUGACAAUUACUGCUUCACCGAUGGAUUUGUGGAGUUAUUCAUCGAAAAUGACAUUGAAUAUGGCUCAUAUGCUCUCCUACGCCACGUGGGCAAUUUCACUUUUGAAGUUUACAUGUUUGACAAACAAGGCUACUCCCUAAACCUCGCUGGAACUCCUGUUGGUUGUUCAAACCCUCUGCAUACCCCUGAUGACUUCCUUGUGUACGUUGAAUCCUCUUUCGAAGAUUACUCAUACGGGAUAUUGUAUGAUCCUCCCUCAUUUCUCUAUGUCCCCAAAAAAACAUCUAAGGAAUGGUGUGAAGGUUUCUUGCGGUCAUGCAGUGGCUUGAGAAAAUGCUUGCGGAUCUAUUAUGGCAAAGACGACGCUUGCUUUACUACUGGAGAACAACCCUUUCUGCAGAAAAUUCAAAUGACUUUUGAACUGAAGCGCAGCUCAACUCUCUUCUUCGUCAAACAUGGCUGCGGUGGGGCACUACUACUUGUUAUUUCAAAAUGCGGUAUCGAGGAACUUCCAAAAGAAACAAAUGCAUAUGAAAUACGUACUGCUGCCACAGGUGAUUCUGCAGCACUACUUCAGUAACAUUUGCACCACCCCUAAAAUGUAAUGCCCCUCUAACCGGCAGCUGCAAACUCUGUGCAAUCUAGAGCACUUGUGUGUUGUUGUAACUGAUCCUUGGAGAUUCAUGCUCAACUUGUUUCUGUUUUGUGCUAAUGCAAACACUUGCUGUUUUGA
Cuscuta epithymum is the source of this 1113-nucleotide messenger RNA. The record is from the annotation of a GenBank genome assembly. Lineage: Eukaryota; Viridiplantae; Streptophyta; Magnoliopsida; Solanales; Convolvulaceae.